UGGAGUGUGCGCGUUGACGCGCUGCGCGCCACCCGAUUGGUCCAGCUCUCCGUAGCGAUGCCCCUCAGCGCGCUUCAUGAAUAAAAGAACAGGCUGGGAGCCUAUCAGGGCGCAGCGUUCCCUCCUCCACGCAGUGUGCCAAAGUUGGCCCCUUCAACAACUCUCAAGCUCCAAGCAGACUUUGCUAUCAAAAACUACCAGACCUUUUAGUAAAACACAGCAAAGAAUUGAAUAACCUUUGCUCACGCCUGUCUGAGUCCUAGAUACAUUCCCACACGCACACACGGACUCACACUGCACUCCACACUUGUAAAGUGCCAUGCUGCUUGCUGCAUUUCGACUUUAAAACAAAAAAGCUUUCUUUCUUUCUUUCUUUCUUUCUUUCUUUCUUUCUUUCUUUCUUUCAAUCAUUCCUUUACUUUUCUCUCUUUGUAUUUUUGUAUUGUUUUUUGCAUUCCAAGUGUGUGCAUCUGGCUGGAUCUUUUCUCUAGGGGGAGAGUUGGUUUUGACAGAAGACGCUGCCUAAUAAUUUGACACUGUCUAUAUUAUUAAGCAGUCACCAGCCUGGACUUGUUUGCGGCCAAAAGAACUUUGCAAUAUUUCCGCCUGCUUGUUAUUCACUGUUCGGUAUGACAAGUUUAGCAGGCACCGUUCCGAGAAUGAUGCGACCCGCGCCAGGCCAGAAUUACCCCCGUACUGGAUUUCCACUGGAAGUCUCCACUCCUUUGGGCCAGGGACGCGUGAAUCAGCUCGGCGGGGUGUUUAUCAAUGGCAGGCCGCUGCCAAAUCAUAUCCGACACAAGAUAGUGGAGAUGGCUCACCACGGCAUCCGGCCCUGUGUGAUCUCCAGACAGCUGCGAGUUUCUCACGGGUGUGUGUCCAAAAUCCUGUGCCGGUACCAAGAGACGGGCUCGAUCCGUCCCGGGGCCAUCGGGGGAAGCAAACCCAGGCAGGUAGCAACUCCCGACGUGGAGAAGAGAAUAGAGGAGUGUAAGCGAGAGAACCCGGGCAUGUUCAGCUGGGAAAUCCGAGACAAGCUCCUGAAAGACGGGGUGUGUGAUAGGAGCACAGUUCCUUCAGGUGAGGUCACCUCUGUGAGUUCCAUAAGCCGGGUCUUAAGAGCCCGGUUUGGGAAGAAAGAAGACGAGGAUGAGUGUGAUAAGAAAGAUGAAGAUGGAGAAAAGAGAACUAAACACAGCAUUGACGGCAUCCUUGGAGACAAAGGGACCCGCAUGGACGAGGGCUCGGACGUGGAGUCGGAGCCAGACCUGCCUCUGAAGAGGAAGCAGCGCCGCAGCCGCACCACCUUCACCGCGGAGCAGCUGGACGAGCUGGAGAAGGCCUUCGAGAGGACGCACUACCCAGACAUCUACACCCGAGAGGAGCUGGCUCAGAGGACCAAGCUGACCGAGGCCCGCGUGCAGGUGUGGUUCAGUAACCGCAGGGCCAGGUGGCGCAAGCAGGCUGGUGCCAAUCAGCUGGCAGCCUUUAAUCACCUGUUACCAGGAGGAUUCGCGCACACCGGAAUGCCAACCUUGCCAACGUACCAGCUUCCAGAGUCCAGCUACCCCACAUUAUCCCAGGAUGGCAGCAGCGGCACAGUGCACCGGCCCCAGCCCCUUCCCCCCUCCACCAUGCACCAGGGGGGUCUCACAGGAGACAGCGGCUCCGCCUACGGGCUUGCGUCCAACCGGCACGGCUUCUCCAGCUACUCGGAGAGCUUCAUGAACCCAUCGCCGUCCAGCAACCACAUGAACACAGUCAGCAACGGGCUGUCACCACAGGUGAUGAGUAUUCUGAGUAACCCCAGCGGCGUGUCUCACCAGCCCCAGCACGACUUCUCCAUCUCUCCCCUCCACGGGAGCCUGGACUCCUCCAACGCCAUCUCUGCCAGCUGCAGCCAGCGCUCCGAGUCCCUCAAGGGGGUGGACAGUCUGCCCACGUCGCAGUCCUACUGCCCCCCCACCUACAGCACCACGGGCUACAGCGUUGACCCCGUCACUGCCGGAUACCAGUACAGCCAGUACGGACAGACUGCAGUGGACUACUUGGCUAAGAACGUGAGUUUGUCUACACAGAGGAGGAUGAAGCUGGGGGAUCACUCGGCCGUCCUGGGGCUGCUGCAGGUGGAAACGGGACAGGCCUACUGAACCAGGAGGAGCCCGGCAGCAGACCCCUCCAUCCCACCUGCCCCCCCCCCCCCCACCCCACCCC
Messenger RNA from Polyodon spathula (Mississippi paddlefish), 2214 nucleotides. RefSeq names its product paired box protein Pax-7. NCBI's taxonomy places the organism in Eukaryota, Metazoa, Chordata, Actinopteri, Acipenseriformes, Polyodontidae. The coding region runs from base 630 to 2150 and encodes 506 amino acids. Gene Ontology annotation, molecular function: DNA-binding transcription factor activity, RNA polymerase II-specific; RNA polymerase II cis-regulatory region sequence-specific DNA binding. The transcript is spliced from 9 exons. Gene Ontology annotation, biological process: regulation of transcription by RNA polymerase II; anatomical structure development. The record is from RefSeq and is a predicted model, not a curated record.